GCUGUGGCUGAUGGUGUUUCUCCGGCUUUGUUGGCGAUGGGUCCGCCGUGGCUUUGUCCCAUCGGUCUCCACUCCACUGAUUCGUGGCUGUCCAGAGCGGCUACGCGAUCUAAUUAAAAACGUCCGGAUAAACAGGACACUACAGUGCUAGCCGUAGCCUAUUAGCGACAACUACCAGCGGCGGAUGGCGGGGGCCACUCUCCGCCGAUUGAGGCUCGCGUCCAGCUAGCUAGCUGCUCCGUUAGCCGGCUAGCUAUCAUUGGCUGCUCUUUGUGGAGGAGACAACACAAGCAGCCAAGGUUGGCUGCGUUCCCGAGCAGCUAACCUCGCUUUGACUUACGUCAACUUGCAGCACCAAGAAGAUUAUUUUGGACAGGAAAGACUAAUUCAGCUGCAGACAUGUUUUGAUCCGUGGGGCUCACGGAGCUCUGUCUUGAUCCAGGAUCCAGCAGCUAGUUGUAGCUAGCAGGCGGCUCACGGUGAUGGGUGUUUGAUCUAUUUUGACAUCAGCUCUUGAGCUGUAUCGUAGCUGUUUGUCUCAGUCCCACGAGAUCCCCAAGGCCGAGAUGACGUUGCCGGGAGAAGCGGCUCUCCUCCGGGCCGAGUGCUGACGGAGAGGAGUCCCUGCUCCUCCUCACGCAGCUUGGAUCGAAUGCGGAGGAGGACGCGGAGCUUCGGGAUGAGCCGGUGAACUGGACACACACCUGGACGUUGGAUGGGCUGGAUGCGUUGGCUGUUUGUCUGUUUCCAAGAGCCUCUAUUGUGGACGUUUGUUUGCAAUACACAGACGUGACACCGCUGCAUCGCAGAAUGACUUUAACGAGUGCCUUUUGUUACGUAUGCAGCUCGUUUGCCCACAUUAUUCUGUCAGUUCGCUUCUGUGAGCUCAACUGGGCGCUAAGAGAAGUCCUCACUACUCACCUUUAAUCAGCGCCGCGAACUGCUCCUAUAGAGAAAGCACCUGUCCUACUAUGCACCGUUGUGGUGAUCGCACAGCUGACACUGAACCGCUAACCUCAGCAGAGAAGAGCCGCUCAUAAGGGUGCCGACCCCUCUGAGGGACCCCUGACUGGUACCGUGGUGUCGCGACCCGCAGGGAUGUUUGCCUCUGUGGAGCACGGCCCGGUCCUCUGCAGUGACUCCAACAUCCUGUGCCUGUCCUGGAAGGGCCGUGUGCCCAAGAGCGAGAAGGAGAAGCCCGUGUGCAGGAAGCGCUACUACGAGGAGGGCUGGCUGGCCACCGGCAACGGCCGGGGGGUUGUGGGGGUCACGUUCACGUCCAGCCACUGCAGACGGGACCGGCCGACGCCGCAGAGAGUCAACUUCAACCUUCGAGGGCACAACAGUGAGGUGGUGCUGGUGCGAUGGAACGAGCCCUUCCAGAAACUGGCCACCUGUGAUACAGAUGGGGGGAUAUUUGUUUGGAUCCAGUAUGAGGGCCGCUGGUCUGUGGAGCUGGUCAACGACCGCGGAGCGCAGGUGAGCGACUUCACCUGGUCCCAUGACGGCACCCAGGCUCUCAUUUCCUAUCGCGAUGGCUUUGUUCUGGUGGGCUCUGUCAGCGGGCAGAGGCACUGGUCCUCUGAGAUCAACCUGGAAAGCCAAAUCACCUGUGGUAUCUGGACCCCGGACGACCAGCAGGUGCUGUUUGGUACUGCUGAUGGACAGGUGAUAGUGAUGGACUGCCACGGGCGCAUGCUGGCCCACAUUCUGCUGCAUGAGUCGGACGGCAUCGUCAGCAUGUCCUGGAACUACCCAAGUUUUCUGGUAGAGGACAGCAGCGAGAGCGACACAGAUGCUGAUGACUACUCCCCACCACAAGUGCACAGCCAUAAACCACUGCUGACCGUCAGUUUCACCUCUGGAGACAUCAGCCUGAUGAACAACUACGAUGACCUCACUCCCACUGUCAUCCGCACCGGUCUGAAAGAUGUGGUGGUCCAGUGGUGCUCGCAGGGAGACCUCCUGGCAGUGGCAGGGAUGGAGAGGACACUGGUUUCUCCUGAUCCAUCCUGUCUGCCCCCCACUAGAAAUGCUAUUGUCAAGUUCUACAAUGUUCGGGGUGAACACAUCUACACACUGGACACGCCAGCACAGCGGCCCAUCACAACGCUGUGCUGGGGUCACCGGGACUGUCGCCUGUUCCUGGCAUGUGGCCCGGCUCUCUACGUGGUGCGGGUGGAACACCGCGUAGCCAGCCUGCAGCUCCUCUGCCAGCAGGGCAUCGCCACGGCGGUGAAGGAGGAAAAAGACGUUGCCAAGCUCACCAUGCCUUCCCGCCUCUGUUCUUACGUCACCACAGCUUUCAUCCCCACCAUCAAGCCCCCAAUUCCAGAUCCCAACAACAUGCGUGAUUUUGUAAGCUACCCAACGGCUGGGAAUGAGCGCCUGCACUGUACGAUGAAACGUACCGAAGACAACCCUGAAGUCGGAGGACCGUGUUACACCCUGUACCUGGAGUACCUUGGAGGUUUGGUGCCCAUCCUCAAAGGCAGGCGAAUAAGUAAGCUGCGUCCAGAGUUUGUCAUCAUGGACCCCAAGACCGACGGGAAAACAGACGAGAUCUACAGCAACAGCUUGAUAUCUGCGAUGAUCGACAGCUGUAACUGCUCAGAUUCCAGUGACAUUGAGCUGAGUGAUGAUUGGGUUGGGAAGAAAUCUCCAAAGAUAUCCAGGGGUAGCAAAUCCCCCAAACUGCCCAGAGACUUAGUUUGUCCCUUUACCAACAGGAUCAACAUUGAUCCCAGGAAAUCGCCAAAACUGUCCCGCGCCUCACAGGAAAUCUCCAGGUCACCGCGGUUACCCAUACGCAAGCCAUCCAUUGGGUCACCCAGUCUAACAAGAAGGGAGUUUCCUCUAGAUGACAUCACUCAGGUGAAGCAAAAUUACCUUGCUCAGGUCACGUCCAAUAUUUGGGGAACAAAGUUCAAGAUAGUGGGCUUGGCUGCAUUUUUACCAACCAACCUUGGUGCAGUCAUCUACAAGACAAGCCUCCUCCAUCUUCAGCCCAGACAGAUGACCAUCUACUUGCCGGAGGUGCGAAAGAUUUCCAUGGAUUUCAUCAAUUUGCCUGUCUUCAGCCCCAAUGUCUUCAGCGAGGAUGAAGAUGACCUGCCUGUCUCCGGCCCUGCUGGUGGCGCUGAUGACAACCCCCCCUGUACUGUCAACAUCCCUAUUGCCCCAAUUCACAGUCCUGCCCAGGCCAUGUCUCCUGCCCAAAGCAUCGGCCUGGUGCAAUCCCUCUUAGCCAAUCAAAAUGUUCAGCUGGAUGUCCUAACAAAUCCCACUGCAACCCCUGCUGGAGCAGCUGCUAGUGGGUCAGACCAAAGCCAAGACACCAUCCUGACAGCCCAGUACACACUUCCCACCAGGUACUCCAGCCCUGGUCAAGUCAUCUUUGGAGGUCUGGACAUGAGUCGCCUAAUGGUUGGACCACCACCUUCUCUUCAUUCGUCACAGCAACAACAGGAACAGCCAAAUCACCAUCAACAACAGUCUCAGCAACAGCAGCACCAACAACAGCUACAACAACACCACCAACAACAAAUUCAGCAUCACCAACAACUUCAGCAGCAGCAGCAGCAACUUCAGCAGCAGCAGCAGAUGCUCCAGCAUCAACAUUUACAGCAACAGCAGCAGCAGCUUCAGCAGCAGCACAUUCAGCAGCACCUCCAACACAUACAACAGCAGCAGCUCCAGCAGCAACUGCAGCUCCAGCAGCAACUGCAUCAUCAACAGCAAUCGCAGCAGCAGCAUACGCUACUGCAGCAACAGCAGCAGCACCACCACCUCCAGCAGCAGCUUCAAAUUCAGAUCCCUGUCCCCUCUUUGUCAUCAGGACAGCCUUCAGGUGCCUCUGGGCAUCAGCUCCAGCCGGGGGCGCUGCAGAUCCAGAUCCCUCACACACCGGCUGAUUUGGGGGCAGAGCGGGCGGUGGGGGGUGAACACGAGCACCUACUGAAAAUCAAGACUCCACGGACUCCACAGCUGGCUGAGGGCGACACGUUGGUUUUCAGUGCUCCUCUUGAGUUGAGCAAAAUGAACCCCCCACCCCCCUACCCCGGCACAGUGGCAGCUGCUGUGGCUGCUGCCGCCGCGGCUGCAGCAUCCGCUUCCGUUGCAUCCGCUUCCGUUGCAUCCUCAAACGCUGCUUCUGGUCCAGGAGCUGGCACCAAUGGAACUCCUCCUCCUGGUGACAUGAAGAAGGGAGAAUUCACACUUUAUCCUUCAGGCCAGCAACAGGCGCAGUACCCCACACCACUGGGUUAUGAAAGGAUCACGACAUUUGACAGCAGUGGGAAUGUGGAAGAAGUUUGUCGUCCUCGAACGCGCCUUGUAUGCAACCAGAAUGUGUACACAGUCCAGGGACCAGGCAGCUCUGCCACUCUCAGGGUCACUUCGUCAUCAUCCUCCUCCUCCUCAGCUGACAAGAAGAUCCAGCUGCCCUACACCUCUGCAACUCUAAACAGACUCACCGCACCUCGCUAUUCCAUACCCAGUGGGGACCCACCUCCAUACCCAGACCAAGCCAACCAGAAUAGUGCUAUUGGCAGGAAUCCUGGGCAGAGACUUGACAGCAGCCUGAUCCAUGCCACUCUCAGGAGGAACAGCCGAGAGGCUGCUCUUAAAGUUUCCCAGAUGCUGGAACCACCUAGACCACUGCCUCCAAAGGCCAAAAAUAGUGCACUAGCAUCCUCAUUCCAGCAGAGGGUGCCAACAGCCUUAUACACUUGUAGUCAGUGUAGCAGUGGAUCCAGUGUUGGAGGCACUGCGCCAGGGAGUGCUAAUGGAAUAGCAGGGGGAACUAUUAUUAGACAAGAUUUUCCUCCAGGCAAUGGGGCACCACACAGCACAGUAAUUGUUCACUCUAACAGUGCUACUCCACUAGCCUCCCAGUCUUCUUACAACCUGCUGAGUUCCCUUGAAGGAUCUGGCGGUACAGCAGUAGGAGGGAGUAAUAGAGACAGAGCAGAUUAUGUUAAUUCAGCAUUUACUGAGGAUGAAACACUGAACCAUUCGCUGAGGCAUCUGGCGCUAGGAGGAAGUGAUGCCUCUGGACUGCUUGUUAAACGCCCUCCUCCCUACCAGUGGGACCCAGGGGCCACAGAGGAGGUUUGGGUUCCACAGGAAAGGACAGCUACAUUGAACCCCGCUGCGCCACCUGGACCACACAAACCACCCCCGCUCAUUCUUAGUCCAGCACAACAUUUAGAUGUGUCCAGGCUGCCUUUGGUCCUUUCCCCAAAGUCUCCCAUCAGUCCAAGCUCUGCAUCAUUUCAAGCGGCUGCUGCAGCAGCAGGGUACCAAAUCUCCCUUCAGUAUCCUCCAGCUACUGUCUACUCUGGAGCCCACCUCCAACCUAUUACAGGGUCACCGCGGCCCUGCUCCUCCCCAAAGGAGGUGGUUGCACCAGUGCCCUUCUCACAGCAGGAUGCGACCCUUGUUAUACCACCGGGUUACCCUUCAAGCAUAACAAACUUAGCCUGCUGUCCCCUCCCACCCAUGUAUCCAGGAAGUAGUGCUUGCGCUGCACUUCCCAUUCCGCCAAUUGCCCUCCACACUCCUUGGGGUACAUAUAAUUCCUGUCCACCUAUGCCCAGUCCUGCAGUGCCGCUACCACCCAAGGCCUCCCACAUGGCUGUAGACAAAAAUGUUGCCUCGCCCCCUCCUCCGCCACCACCACCCCCUCCUCCACCACCAGCAGAAUUGCAGAGCCAUGGAGGAUUACAAGAGACCAUGGGAGAGGCUGGGGAAAGUUUUCAAGAAGUGCUGUCCCUGACUGAGAGCCCGGUGCCACAGAGGUCAGAAAAGAUCAGCAAGAAAAACCGGAAGCGGGCAGAUGGUCGGGGGGAUGAGGCCAAUGUGCCACAGCUGGCUGAAGGAAAUAAAUUGAAAAAGGAGGGCAGAUCUCUGGGUGAUUUCAACUCACUCAUCUCCAGUCCACGUUUGGGAGGAAGAGACAAGAAGAAGCUGAAGGGACAGAAGGAGCAACAGUUGAAGGCCAAGAAGCUGAGUAAGGCCACCGCCAAUAGCGAGUUCCAAGACAGUUCAGAAAGCGAGCCGGAGCUCUUCAUCAGUGGGGAUGAGCUCCUGAAUCAGUGCCAGAGUGGGAAAAAGGGUUGGAAAAGUAAGAGGAACCUGAGAGCCGCCAACGAACUGGAUGAGAUUAAGUGUCGGAAGGCAAACGAGAAGGAGGACAGAGGACUGGGCAGCCAGGGCUUUGUGUACGUCAUGGCCAACAAGCAACCACUGUGGAACGAGGCCACACAAGUUUACCAGCUGGACUUUGGUGGAAGGGUCACACAGGAGUCUGCAAAGAACUUUCAAAUUGAACUGGAAGGCAGGCAGGUGAUGCAGUUUGGCAGGAUUGAUGGUAAUGCCUACAUCCUGGACUUCCAGUAUCCAUUCUCUGCUGUGCAGGCCUUCGCAGUGGCUUUGGCCAAUGUCACUCAACGCCUCAAAUGAUACGUCCCCUCCCUACUUGACUCAAGUUAUAUAUGGGGUGUAAUAUCAUUCUGCUGAAGGGACACGGUUGUCUCGUUAGACACUUAUAAGCUUGGAGAGAAAAGUAAAACCAGCCGUAGUCACAUAAACAGAGUGAUACAAUCACGCUGCACUACACAAUGCUGCCACUAGACUUGGUGCAAUAAGCAUUGGCUGCAUUUGCCAAGGAUCCCGUCAGAUUCACUCUGUUUGGCAGUCAGCGGCGCCAUGCAGUGCAUGCGGGGCCAAAAAGCUGGGCUAUGGUGAUCACCAUGCAAAUAAAUGCUGCUUUAGCUAGAAGACGCUCAUUGACAAGAUCAUCUGUCAGUUAAUGGAGAGAAGUCGAGGUGCAUUUUUUAGAAGAAGCAGCAGUAAUACUUGAAAACCACACUCUGGAAAUCCAAGUGUUUUUCCAGAGCCCACAGGUACUACUGGGCACUGAAAUCCAUUGCUGUACAAAUGUUCAGUGAAACAGUUACAAUUUUAUUAAACUGCUUCAGCUUUUAGGAUUUUCUGAAAUGGUGACCAUGGUGAAAAGUAGGACAGCCUUUCCUUUUUGCUCUCCACCAUUUCUUUUUUUGUUACUCUCUCAGUCUGUUUUGGCUGGAAUUGACGCUUUGAAAUAUGCACCAUUUAGGAUCACCAUUAAUAGUUCACACCGUCACUGUGUGUGACUGUUAAAACCCUGGGAAGGUCAAGGAGUGAUCAUGGCUGAGGUGAACAGCAAUGGUUUCUACAUGGUUUCCUGCAAUUUUGAAGGAGGUUUUACUCUGCAUUUGUUAAUUUAUAUCUACAUUUAUUUGUGUGUUCAGAUAUGAUUUUAACAUCAUUGUCAUUGUUUGUGAUACUCAGUCCUCAUACCCCAUCGACAUGGAUUCCACAUGGCCUGCUUUUUUAAGGAAACAGGUGAAUGGUUGAAUCUUGUGUAAUCUGGAAUAUUCAGGUGGGAGCGGUACACA
Betta splendens (Siamese fighting fish) is the source of this 7442-nucleotide messenger RNA. It is a transcript of the gene tulp4a, whose product is annotated as TUB like protein 4a. The coding region runs from base 1099 to 6465 and encodes 1788 amino acids. Gene Ontology annotation, molecular function: protein binding. NCBI's taxonomy places the organism in Eukaryota, Metazoa, Chordata, Actinopteri, Anabantiformes, Osphronemidae. The transcript is spliced from 14 exons. The record is from RefSeq and is a predicted model, not a curated record.